GGUGCAGCAUCACUCAUUCCUUGAGAAGCUACAAUCAUGAACACUAAGGUCUUCAUCCUUCUUGGUCUGGCAGCCGUCGUUGCUGCAGACAGCCCAGAGAUUUUCGCAUAUGGACCUCCUCGGGAUUCUUCCGAAGAGUCAUUCGAGUCGUACGAGUCAGGAGAAGCCAAGUACGACUUCAGUUAUGCCGUUCAGCACGAAGACUCCGGCAACGACUUCGGCCACGAGGAAGCCCGUGACGGUGAACACACUCAAGGAUCCUACUACGUGAGGCUUCCCGACACCCGUCUGCAGAACGUCAAGUAUUUCGUGGACGGUGACGAUGGCUAUGUGGCUGAGGUGAACUACGAGGGCGAGGCUCGUUUCCCCGACUCGUAUGAAUCUGCUUCCUUCGAGUCCCUGGAGUACAGGCCACCAAGGCCAGCUUACACCUAUGACUCCAACGAGUCCAAGUAAAUUCUCAGAUAUUUGACCUCUGAAUCAUGAUCACGUUCGAGAAUUUUUAUGUAAAAUAUUUAUUGUAAAUAUGUUAGAAAUUAUAAUGAAAGCACUAGUAAA
This is a messenger RNA of Penaeus monodon (black tiger shrimp), 558 nucleotides long. Its product is annotated as pro-resilin-like. The record is from RefSeq and is a predicted model, not a curated record. Gene Ontology annotation, cellular component: extracellular matrix. The transcript is spliced from 3 exons. The coding region runs from base 37 to 456 and encodes 139 amino acids. Lineage: Eukaryota; Metazoa; Arthropoda; Malacostraca; Decapoda; Penaeidae.